Molecule: messenger RNA, 222 nt
Organism: Pelobates cultripes (western spadefoot toad)
Lineage: Eukaryota; Metazoa; Chordata; Amphibia; Anura; Pelobatidae
Source: the annotation of a GenBank genome assembly
GAGAAUGCCUCCGAUGAUCCCUUUUACCUUGCGGCGGCCAUUUUGGACCUUGCACACUUGCGCGAGAUCCCGGUGGCCAUCUUGUAUCCUACGUGCUUGCGCCAGAUGGUCGCGGCCAUUUUGUUGGAGCCUGCAAUCCGUGCAGGCUCUCUAGUGCACGCUGAUCCCCUAAUUCACGCGGCGGCUUCCCGCGAAUCGCCUGGUGUGAUCCAACGCACAUAG